CAUGGGGACAGUGUCGGGGAUCAAGAGCUGCCUGGCCGCGGGGUUGUUGCGGAAUCAAGUGGCUAUCGUCACCGGCGGCGGCCCUGGCAUUGGCAAGGCUAUAGCCCGCGAGCUGCUGCACCUAGAAUGUAAUGUAGUUAUCGCCUCCCGUAAUUUUGAUAGAUUAAAAUCUACAGCAGAAGAGAUGAAUGCUAAGCGCCUGCCCUCCGAUACAGCCAUUGUUACUCCUAUCCAGUGCAAUAUUCGAAAAGAAGAAGAGGUCAAUAAUUUGGUUAAAUUGACAUUAUAUGAGCAUGGUAAGAUCAAUUUCCUGGUGAAUAAUGGAGGAGGCCAAUUCUUGUCUCCUACUGAAUUCAUAACUUCAAAGGGAUGGAAUGCUGUGGUGGAAACCAACCUAACUGGUACCUUCUACCUUUGCAAAGCAGUUUUUAAGUCCUGGAUGAAGGAUAAUGGAGGGUCUAUUGUGAACAUCAUUGCCAUGUUAAAUAAUGGAUUUCCUCAUGCUGCGCACAGUGGAGCAGCAAGAGCUGGUGUUGAAAAUAUAAGCAAAACUUUAGCAAUGGAAUGGGCCUGCCAUGGAAUAAGAAUCAAUUGCAUUAGUCCUGGAAUAAUUUAUUCUGACACAGCCUUCAGCAACUAUGAAGAUUUUGAAAAUGGCUUAAUUAAAGGAUUCUUUAAUCAUUGUGCUGCUAAGAGAUUUGGUGUUCCUGAGGAGAUCUCUUCCAUAACGUGUUUCCUGUUAUCUCCUGCUGCCACAUAUAUUACAGGACAAACAGUGAAUGUAGAUGGUGGUAAUACUUUGUAUUCCCAAAGUUGGGAUAUACCAGACCAUGACAACUGGCCUGAUGGACUAUGGGACCUUUCCGCGGUCAAAAGAAUGAAAGCUGCCUUUAAGGAGAAAUUUAAAACUUUAAAAUGA
Molecule: messenger RNA, 919 nt
Organism: Sarcophilus harrisii (Tasmanian devil)
Lineage: Eukaryota; Metazoa; Chordata; Mammalia; Dasyuromorphia; Dasyuridae
Product: peroxisomal trans-2-enoyl-CoA reductase
Exons: 8
Coding region: 2-919 (305 amino acids)
Biological process (GO): phytol metabolic process
Cellular component (GO): peroxisome
Molecular function (GO): trans-2-enoyl-CoA reductase (NADPH) activity
Source: RefSeq, a predicted model, not a curated record